Aphis gossypii (cotton aphid) is the source of this 1394-nucleotide messenger RNA. RefSeq names its product ropporin-1-like. Lineage: Eukaryota; Metazoa; Arthropoda; Insecta; Hemiptera; Aphididae. The coding region runs from base 185 to 1033 and encodes 282 amino acids. The transcript has 4 exons. The record is from RefSeq and is a predicted model, not a curated record.
UAUACAUGAAAUUAAUAUAUAAAUGUCUGUGAGUGUAACACAUCGCGUUUCACAUAAUAGGCUGUUCUUGAUAAAAGAAAAAAACAGUUUACAUUUGUACACUGUACCACAAAUAUAUUAACUAUCAAAACAUAAUUUCGAUUAUAAUAUAAUAAUAAUUUGCACAAAUAUUUUGAAAAAAAAUAUGAAUUCAAUAAUCGUUCCCGACAGUUUACCGGAGAUAUUAAAAAAAUACGUGAAAGCUGCGAUCCGAUCUCAGCCUGAAGAUAUAGUUAAUUGGUCUGCGGAGUAUUUCAAAAGUGCAGACAGUCAAUACGUUUCAUUGACUACAAAAAAAAGUAUUAACACUAAACAAACACAACAUCGAACUCUAUUCAGAAUAUUAGCUUUUCAACUAGGUACCACUAUAGGUACUAAAGAAAGAAUAGAAGAAGUGUGGUCGGACUUAUCGCUCGAUUUCAAUCUAUUAGAACAAAUUUAUACGAUUGGAGAUUUUCGUGCGGAACAAGUGGACAUGGUAGAAUUUUUGGGUAUAACUUUUGGACAUUGGACAAAAUCGCUAAAAGAAACCGUAUUAUUGUGCUGCGAAGCAUUCUGCAAGUGUUUGGCCGCCAACGGUUAUUUCAUGCACGUGGACGUCACCUGCAAGCUCUACGGAUACCUCGCGAAGUUGGAUUGUUCACUUCCGGACGACGUUUACACAGGCGGCGACAAACCUGCAGUGGUCCAAACCAGCAAGUCUUUGGACGUGUCUCCAGCACCGCCAACCGAAGUUAACCAGUUGAAGCAAAGUGACGUUUGUGUAUCACUCGAAUCGAUUUUAUCCCGUCGUCUAGCAGCAACUACAACAACAGACGGUAGACUGAAGACCGGAUACCACGUACCGGGUAUCGGGCCGACCGUAACCGACGAUCAGGUGCAAAAGGUGUUCGUAUAUUUCAGAAAAUGCGCUGCUGACAACAGCGGUUACGUGUACGAUUUCGACAUUGAGAACGAUCGUUGCCCUCAGUUGGACGCUAUUAAUAAUAAUUAAACCACGACCUAAUUGUCGUAACUGCUAUACAUUUAGUAAUUUCGUUACGUAACGUCGUUAUAUUUAGCGAAUAACCCGCUACCAGCUCGUGUCAUCGGUCUUAGCGAGGGUUUCGGAUUCAAAUAUAAACGUGGCCGGUGCGCACUUAUUUAGCAUCACUUACGCCGUAGCAAUACGCAAAAUGCUUAUUAUAUUAGUUAAGUAUACAAAAUAAAAAAUUGCCUAAAUUGUAUACAAAUAAGUCAUGUAAGAUAUAAAAAUCUAAACAAACUAAAAAUAGACCAUAAAGCUUCAAGACUAUUUAAUAACAAAAAUGAUUAUGUAUACCUACUCGUUCAUAAUAUAAAGAUAUUACCUUAUA